AUGUCGACCGCAACCGCAAGCAAACCGCCCGUCACCGGCCCUUCCCGCCGCGAGGCCACGGCCAGGACCUCGUCAUCCUCGCCAGGGGCUGCUGCCACCCGCACGCCCGCCCGCUCCUCGACCCCGACUACCAAUGGCGCCUCCAGCGUCGCGAGGACACGAUCUGUUCGUGGAGGCUCGGCCAGCUCCCCCGUCUCGGCCCGCGCCGCCGUCAAGAAGCCCGCCUCCAGCCUGAGCAACGCAUCGCAGGCCGAUGCCGCCAGCGACGAGGCCCGAGACGAGCAGGCCGCCCUCCUCCAGGACCUCAAGGACCGCCUGCAAAAGGCCGAGAGCGAGGCGGAGGAGCGCCAGAAGCAGGUCGAGGUCCUGAGCACCCGCCUAGACGAUGCGCUCGCCGAACAGGCCAAGCUCGAGGAGCGCGCGCACGAGGAAGAGGAAAAGGUCGAGGCGCUAGAGAAUGAGAAGCGCGAGCUAACACGUCAGCAACGCGAGCUCGAGAGCAUCUAUGAAGCCGAGCGUGCCCAGGCCAUGAAGGAAAAGGAGGAAACCCAGUCGCGCGAAGAAGACAUGCAGAGCACCAUCCAGCGGCUCAAGGAGACCAUGACGACCAAGAACGCUCCAAGCAGCGAGCUUGGCGAAGACAAUGGCGAACAGCAGCCGCACCUCUUCCGCAAUGCUUCGUCGCGCAACAACUCGACGCACAACCUGGAGAAUGUCGCGUCCUUUGCACCACCCAACUCGGUUCAGCGCAGCAACUCGCGCAACAACUCCAAGCUCAUCAACCAAAAGGACAAGAUCAUUGAAGAUCUGCGCCUCGAGCUCGCCGAGUACCAGGUCAAGAUGCUCGAGGUGGAGAAUGCCGGGGGUGGCCGCCUGCGCGAGCUAGAAAAGCAAUUGCUCGAGACUCGCAUGACCAAUGCCAGGCUUAUGGAAGACAACGAGAGCUUCCAGCUACUGCUGGGUGAGAAGACCCUCAACGGAGACCUGAGCCGUGGGGAAUUCUUGCGCGAGACUUCCAACACGGAUGACCGUGCCCCAUCUCGCAGCGGACCUUCGACCAGCUUGGCUGACGAGCUCCAAUCAGCAGAAGAGGGCGAUGCAGAGGUUGUUCGCAAGCUCGAGGCCGAGCUCAACAGCAUGAAGGCCCAGAACCAAGCCCUCACCCUCUACAUCAACAAGAUUAUCGGCCGCCUGCUCACGCACCAGGGCUUCGAAUCUGUCCUUGGCAACGAUACCGAGAACGAGACGGGUGGCCCUGACAGGAACAAAGAGCUUCCGCCGCCGCCGCCUCAGGAAAACGAGCAGCCGCAAGGCUUCCUCCAGCGCGCCAAGUCGGUUGCCAUGGGCGGAAACCGUAAGCCGCGCCCUCUUAGCGCAAUGGGCCCACCACCCCUGAGCCAACAGAGCGCGCACGAAGACCCGGCCACGGCGCCGAGCAUCCCCCUGACCCGUUCCACUUCUGGUCGCCACCCAAGCGGCAGCCACCGCCGCUCUACAUCUGAUGUCCAUGGCGCCGCCGGCAUCGUCAACAACAUGUACCGCUCUCCUACCGGCACGCCCAACCCAGCUUCGCCUGGCAUGGUCUCGCCCCGUAAUUCAUUCUUUGGUCUCCCUGUCAACAGCAGUGGACCAGGGUCUGUCAGCUCCAUCUCUAGGGUGCCAUCCGGUCAAGGCCCCAUCCCAGAGGACAAGGAGGUUGAUGCGAGAACCGAGUCCUCGUCGGCCAGCCACGUAGACACGCCUAGCCCGCCGCGUCCGCUUGCUCGCAGUGAAACCGGCAGCGGUGUCAUGACGGGCAAGGGCAUGCGACCGCUGCGUCUCGUGCAGAACGAGGAAGAGGCCAUGAAGGCACGCAAAGCCGCCAAUCGCAGCAGCUGGUUUGGCGGUCUAUUCGGCCAAACACCGCCGCAACAGCAGCAGCAGGACACGCAGUAA
Exserohilum turcica Et28A is the source of this 1935-nucleotide messenger RNA. RefSeq lists its product as uncharacterized. Lineage: Eukaryota; Fungi; Ascomycota; Dothideomycetes; Pleosporales; Pleosporaceae. The transcript has 2 exons. The record is from RefSeq and is a predicted model, not a curated record. The coding region runs from base 1 to 1935 and encodes 644 amino acids.